Molecule: messenger RNA, 1853 nt
Organism: Olea europaea var. sylvestris
Lineage: Eukaryota; Viridiplantae; Streptophyta; Magnoliopsida; Lamiales; Oleaceae
Exons: 4
Coding region: 34-1644 (536 amino acids)
Biological process (GO): double-strand break repair
Cellular component (GO): PML body; cytoplasm
Molecular function (GO): single-stranded DNA binding; 5'-tyrosyl-DNA phosphodiesterase activity
Source: RefSeq, a predicted model, not a curated record
GCGGCAAACGACGACCCCAAUUCCAAUUUCAAAAUGGCAUUACUCACUUCGUUCCGCAUAAUAACAAGACCAGGAUUUCUCAUUUUUCAUCUCCCAAAGAACAAUUCUGCUACAGUUAAUCCCCCCAGGAAAACCCCUCGUUGGAUCACAAUGUCGUGGACAUGCUCAAAGUGCACUUUCAUCAAUCCACCGUUUCAACAAUCAUCCUGCCAAAUCUGCCUAUCUGCACAACCAUCGCAAUCAUCGUCACCGGUAAAACCUAAAUGGGCAUGCAAAGACUGCACUUUCUUGAACCCAUAUCAAAGCACAAGUUGUGAAAUCUGUGGAGCUAGGGCUUCUGCAUCUUUACUCUCCAUUCUUGAAGUUGAUGAUGAUGAUAUUCAUGAAGCGCAAUUGGGCUCCGGCUCCUCUAUUGGGAGCAUUUUCUACCCUUUGAAGUCUUGUAAUAAUACGAAAAGGGAAAAUCAAGGAAAUCGAGAUUUGACGAACGGUGGUGGUGAUUUGGAUGAUGCUUCUCGAGGGUUUAAGGGUGGUUUGUUGGAUUUGCAGCCUAGCAAUAAUAAGAAGGAAAAUAUGGAGAGCCCUAAUGUGUGUACUGGUGAUGGCAGCGCGGCUUGUUCUUCUCGUGGGUUAAAGGGUUCUUUUCCGCCUCUGCGUCCUUGUGGCAAUAAGAGGAAAAACAGGGAAGACGCAGAUAUGGGUGGUGAUGGUGGAGCAGGUGAUUCUAUUGAGUUUAGAGCUGUAAAGGCUGGAAAUAAGGCUGUUGAAGUUGAAUCCCUGGGUGCAGCUGUAAGUGAUACUCAUUUAGGCACUAAACCUAAAACAACGAAGAUUUUGAGUUACAAUAUUUGGUUUCGAGAAGAUCUUGAGGUGCAAAAGAGGAUGAAAUCUCUUGGAGAUCUUAUUCAACUGCAUUUGCCAAAUGUUAUAUGUUUUCAGGAGGUUACUCCAAAUAUUUACAAAAUUUUCCAGCAAUCAAGUUGGUGGAAGGACUACCACUGUUCAGUGUCAAGUGAAGUGGCAUUUUCAGGGCCAUAUUUCUGCAUGCAGUUAAGUAAUCUUCCAAUAAAAUGCUACAGCUCCAAACCUUUUAACAAUACUAUAAUGGGAAGAGAACUUUGUAUUGCUGAAGGUGAAGCGCAGACAGGUGCUGAAUUGGUUGUUGCCACAAGCCAUCUGGAAAGUCCCUGUCCAGGCCCGCCAACAUGGGAUCAGAUGUUUAGCAAGGAACGUGUAGAUCAAGCAAAGGAGGCUGUAAAGCUUCUUGACAAAAAUCAGAAUGUCAUUUUUUGUGGUGAUAUGAACUGGGAUGAUAAGUUGGACGGUCAAUUUCCUUUAUCUGAUGGAUGGAUUGAUGCUUGGACAGAGCUAAGACCUGGAGAAGUUGGAUGGACAUAUGACACCAAAUCAAACAAGAUGUUGAGUGGUAACCGUACUCUGCAGAAACGGCUGGAUCGAUUUGUAUGCAAGUUGAGAGAUUUCAAGAUAAGUGAAAUUGAAAUGAUUGGGAUGGAUGCGAUUCCUGGUCUAUCAUACAUGAAGGAAAAGAAAGUGAAAAAGCAGGUUCAAAAUAUGGUGCUUCCUGUUUUACCUAGUGAUCACUAUGGACUACUUUUAACAAUCUGUUCCAACAAGACGACUUAAUACUAGUGUCAGUACAGGGACUUGUAUCUCUCAUUUUGUUCUUUCGUGUUCCCAACUGCUGUUGUGCUUGCUUUGCAGUUUAGAGAUGUAAGGGCCUGAGAACUCUAUUCUCCAUUGUUCGACUUUUUGCUUCUCUGCAAUGAAAUGCUUUUGGAGAUAAAUUCAAUAGUUGAAUGUGCAGCUUGUUGAAUCGCUGUCUUUUGCUACAA